Messenger RNA from Xylona heveae TC161, 2667 nucleotides. RefSeq lists its product as hypothetical. The transcript has 3 exons. The coding region runs from base 1 to 2667 and encodes 888 amino acids. Lineage: Eukaryota; Fungi; Ascomycota; Xylonomycetes; Xylonales; Xylonaceae. The record is from RefSeq and is a predicted model, not a curated record.
AUGGUCACCAGAAGUGGUCGACCGGACUUUAAAAAGGUCCGGUUCGACGGUCCGACGCCCGAGUCGGACAACCCCCAGCAGAUGAGGGCCGCCUCUCCCGAGGAUUCUGCUCAGGGGGAAAUAACCGCCAGUGGACCUAGAAAGCGGGGAGGGGGACAACAGGGUCGAAGGGAGGAGGAGCAAACGCAAGAUGGAGGGGAUGACUUGCUCGAGGACCCGGCGAUUCGGGCAUCGCCGGAGGUCCUUGCGGCAAGGAAAAUCCACUCUCGUCGUGAGGCAAGAACGGGAGUGGUUGAAUUGCCACUCCCUGCUCCGGUCUCCCUCCCUGUGGAUCCCGAACCCGCCCAAAGUCCAGCUGGCGGAGAGGGGCCUGAACAGCCAGGGCCAAAGACUGAUGUCGGAAGGUCUCAAAAGGCUGCCAAGGUGGUCACGGAGGACCUCCAGGAAGCGGUAAGUCAACCGCAAAUUACCCCUGUCGUGACGCAAAGCGUCAUCAGCACGCUGCCAGGAGUCAAACUCCUGGAACAGACACCGGCUGUGUUUCUUCCCGUGAAGGUCUCUUCAAGCAUGAGGCUUGGUCCCUUGCCUGAGAGACCUGAGCGGAUAGAACCACAGUUUUAUCCUGUGGCGACCUCGUUCCAGCAUUGGGUUCACUUGGACCCAAGGAGGUUUGAGCUCCUUAUGGGGCUCUUCUUCCAAGCUGGAAACGACCCCAAUGCCAUCGUUGGCCCGGGCUAUCGGUCUGGACUUUUCCGGAUCGACCUGCAACGGGUCGACGAAUUGGAGGCGGGGGCAUACAGUGGGCAAGUCUGGAGCUUCAGCCCAGACGACUCACUUAUGUGGCACCUCAUCGAUUGGUGCCAGAGCAACGCAGGAGAAUUCUGCGUUGCGAUCCGGCGUUUUGCUGACAACGCUUUGUACCACGACAAAGGGUUUUUGCACAAGACAAACCCUUUCACGGAGAUCCUCCGUCGUGCUGGCUGGAUCCAGUACGGAGACCUCAUUGGCGGCUGGGCCUUCCGCGCAAUUGCAGCAGCCAAAGGGAUGGAGCCGGGUCCCUUCAAGAAUCGGAAGCUGUUGCAUUUGAGACAGUUUUGGCCCCGACUGUUCAGCAAACUGAUCGGAGACGAGUCGUGCCGGCUGACGGACUGGGGAAUUUCCUUAGACCGCCCACACUUGUCUCCGAAGAGAGCGCUGGACGCUCUCGACAACAACGACAACGACGACAACGUCGCCAGGGGGGCCAAGAAAGUAAAAAUGUCGGUCCCUAAUCUGGCCCGCAUGCAGGUACAUGGAGUACCAGAGGAGGAGCGAGCAUUCGAUUCCCACGGGAAUCGGUUACCAUGGGGCUAUCUCUACGCGGAUGACUCUCUAAACCCACGUCGCCCUCCUGAAGAGAAGGGGCCUUUCGGCACCCCUCUUCGCCGAAACAAAUCUCGCUCGAAGACGGCCACACCGGCCAAAAAGGAAGAUCCCACCGUUGUGGAAUUUGGAAUGAUAUGGGCCGCUCAACAACAGAAGGACAAGGAACAAAAGCAAGCUUCCGAGCAACAGUCUCAUCCUUCUACAUCCUUCUCGACCUCAACCCGUACCAAAUCCGAUGUAGCUUUGAGCGCAUCAGCGGUUGAUGGUACGACGACUACGUCUGCUAGUGCAGUGACUUCGAUACCCUCUUCAAUUCCAGCUGCAGCUCGACAGCCAACUGAAGUUAUACUUUACGGAUACUUUCCUGACACUCAGUGGCGUGCAAUUGAGCUCUAUGAACGCAUCUCAGCUGGUAUGAUCUGCGAGGACUACCCACGUCUCCCUCCGCCCGAACGCAUCAAGUAUAAGUCGAGCUUCCAGAACAUUCAAGCAGUGCUUCCUCGACCGCUGACGCGGGAAGAGACUAAGAGAGCACGCAGAUAUGCUGGCGGAGAAAGCUGGAUCAAGGUCACAUUUGACUCGCAAGAAGCGGCAGACCGAGCUUGUCACUUUUCACCUCAGAGUUGCGGCGGAUGCUGGGUGUAUGCAGAACCCUAUCGCGGUGUCGGUCCCAAAGAGGACGUUCCUUUACCCGUCACAGAGGCAGAUGCUCCAGACACUCUUCUCGGAACUCCUCGUCCUAACCGUAACAACUCUCGGACAAACUUGUCAUUUGGCGCGGCAGCACAGCGAUCGAAUUCCAAUUCCAAUUCCAAUAUCUCUGGCCUUCCAAGGUCAUUCACAACCAACACCCUUUCUCUUCCAUCACAAGCACCGCCACCACCCUCUUCUAGCUCGACAGCCUCUUCUGGCACUGUCACCGACUUCCCAGUCGCUCCCGCUGUACCCGCCGCAGCUACAAAGCUUCCACGCAGCACAUCCCAGCCCGUUUUCUCGAGCGGUGCUUUGGCGACCAGUACUUCGAACGGUGAAAUGUCCCGUCGCAUUCCUGGCGUCAGACGCGCGGUACUUCUUCCAGCGGAGCAAGCUCUUUUGCCUCAGCCAUCACGCACUCAGCGCUUGAUGUCACAAAUCCCGAUUCUCGGAUGGUUUUCUGGCGAGGUAAUUGGCACCGCCGUCCCGAGAUUGGACAAUGGCGAAUUCGAUUGGGUUCGAGCGAGCUUUUGGUGGCGCAUCUGCUACUGGAUUGACCUACAUUUCGGAACGGACCUCUGCGGUCUGCGAGACGACCGCAACGAGUAG